Bacillus rossius redtenbacheri is the source of this 13760-nucleotide messenger RNA. RefSeq names its product dynein axonemal heavy chain 5 (gene Dhc1). The coding region runs from base 9 to 12833 and encodes 4274 amino acids. The record is from RefSeq and is a predicted model, not a curated record. Gene Ontology annotation, cellular component: axonemal dynein complex. Gene Ontology annotation, biological process: microtubule-based movement. The transcript is spliced from 66 exons. NCBI's taxonomy places the organism in Eukaryota, Metazoa, Arthropoda, Insecta, Phasmatodea, Bacillidae. Gene Ontology annotation, molecular function: minus-end-directed microtubule motor activity; dynein light intermediate chain binding; ATP binding.
CGAACCAGAUGAUCGAGUCGUGCAAGCAGUACGUGACGUGCCGCGGCAAGGAGACGGUGUGGACCCAGGACCGCGGGGAGGUGAGGACCAAGCUGCUGCACUGCAUCAAGCUGAACGAGAUGUACCGCCGCACGUACGCCCUGGUCAAGGGUCAGGCCUUCCUGCCCGGCCAGGCGUCCUUCGGCUUCUCCGAGAACUACGUGUUCGGCAAGUUCGACACCUUCUGCGACCGCCUCGCCAAGAUCAUCGCCCUGUUCGACCUCGUGGACGACUACAACCUGCUGUUCCAGCGCAGGAUGGAAGGGCUGUUACUCGGGGAACCUCUGGAGGAGGCCAUCAAGACCUUCGGGGACGCCAAGGCCGGCGUGACGACCAAGGCGUACGACUACCUGGACCAGCGGAACAGCGAGUUCGACGCCGACUUCGAGAUAUUCCUCGCGAGGUUGGACGUGCUCAAGGACACGGUGGCCGCCGUCAUCGAGGAGAACUUCGCCAAUGUCUGGGAGACUCCUCAGGGAAUACGCUUCCUCGUGCGUUUCGAGAAGGUGAGCGAGAAGAUCCCUCUGGCGCAGAUGGACGUGAAGUACGCGCGCGUUCUGCGCUACUGCGAGCACGAGGUGGAGCGCAUCAUGAAGCUGUUCCGGAAGCAAAGGGACGACCCGCCUCUGCCCUUGAACUUCCCGCCGAUCGCAGGCAUGAUCAAGUGGGUGCGCUCCCUGCACAGCCACCUGGGCGAGCUGAUAGACAGCGCCAAGGCGCACCCGGUGCUGAACACUCUGCCUGCCAUGGCGGACCUGGUGAGGCGUCACGCGGCCGUCAGCGGCGCGCUGCUCGCCUACGAGGGCGACACCACGGCCGCCUGGCUCGACCAGAACCUGUGGUCGGUGGACGAGAGCCUGAGCAAGAGGCUGCUGACUUUCUGCGAGGACUCCGGUCGGCUGAAGGUGGACUUCGACGAGCGCAUACGCCUGCUGAUCCGCGAGGCGGACUGCCUGGGCAAGAUGGGCGUGGAGCUGCCCGUCAUCACGAGGACCUUGCUGGCGAAGAGGCACUACUUCACCACCGUCACCGACACCCUGCAGCUGCUGCUGAAGCAGUUCCUGCGGACGACGAGGCGCGUGAAGCUGGAGGUGCGGCCCUUGUUCCUGCCGCACCUGGUGCGUGUGUCGUCCUUACUGCUGCCCGGGCUGCACGACAUCACCUGGACCGACCCCGGGUGGAAGAGCUUCUGCCAUAAGACCAGCGAGGCUAUCAGGGACUUCGACGUCCUCAUCACCAGGGUCCACGACGUGUACACGAACCGCAUCCUGCAGGUGCUGACGAGCAUGCAGAAGGUGACCCUGCAGUCGCUGCCGGCGGACGAGCCGUGGUCGGUGGAGGAGUUCCUGGAGCGCACAGAGGACACUUGCAUCCAGGCCGCCACGGAGCUGAACAGGAAGAGCUUGAUGGUCGAAGAGGCCGUGGAAGAGGUUCUGGACCUCGUCAAGAAGGCCGGCCAGGCCUUCAAGGGCAACAGAGAAACCGACGAGUUUGAUUUUCUAAUGGAAGGCGAGGCUGGGGACGGGCUGGACCCCGGGCAGCAGGGCGACGCCGCCUCCCCCGGGGCCGCGGCGGACCCGGUGUCGUCCCAGCAGCAGGACUGGAGCCAGGUGUGGGAGUGCUUCGAGAGCCCGCAGACCCUGCUGCGCUCCGGCGGGGGGCUCAGCAAGGCCAUGCAGGAGACGGUGCGCAACGCCGUGGCCGAGAUGCGGCGCUACUACAGCCGCAAGGUGGUCGACGUGCUGAUCCGCGUCACGCGCCAGUCGCUCGACUGCCUGCGGCGCCGGUUCUCGGCCGAUCCGGACCCAGGUGACGCGCGGCCGGUGUUCCUGCUGGGCGCGGCGCUGGCCGUGCCGAGCGUCACGGUACGCCCCAGCCUGGACGAGGUGCAGGAGGCCCUGGUGGCGGCCGGCCGCAACAUGGCGGGCGUGGCCAAGGGCGUGGGCCAGUGGACCGGCGGCAAGGGCCACCCGGUGAGUAGGCCGCCGGGCUGGAAGCGCCUCGCCGGCCGCCAGUCGCACGCGCUGGUUGACGUGGUUUCCCGGCUGGAGCAGGGCGCGACCAAGGGGCCCGAGGACGCCCGCUCGCGCCGGCGGCGCCUCUACCGCCUGCAGUCCGAGCACCGGCCCAGCUUCCCGGCGCAGCAGCGCAACUUCUACAGCCUCGUCAUGGAGAACAAGGAGGUGGUGAAGACCUUGUCGCUGCUGUCGGCCUGCACGCAGGAGAUCAGGGGGGAGCUGGAGAGGUUCCUGGAGAGCUGGGAGCCGUACCAGUUCCUGUGGAAGAACGAGCGCGGCCGGCGGGAGAUGAUGAGCGCCGGCCUGCCCGACUUCGAGGCCUGGCUGCGCCGUCACGGCGAGCUGGAGGCCCAGCUGGGCACAGAGCCCGACAUGCACUUGUUCGGCUGCUGCCUCGCCGUGGCCACAGACAAGCUGAAGCUCAGCCUGCUGACGGAGGUGAGGUCGUGCACCUGCCGCAUCGGCCAGGUGCUGAAGAAGAAGUACCGCCGCGAGAUGGACUACGUGUACGCCGUGAUGAACGAGAUGGACCGCAAGCUUGACCGGCCCAUCAGGGACCUGGACGACGUCCGCCUGGUCAUGGAGACGCUCAAGAAGAUCCGCGAGCAGGAGGUCGACAUGGAGCUGCGCAUCGACCCCAUAGAGGAGGCGUUCAACGUGGUGACGCGCUACGACCUGCAGGUGGACAAGGAGGACCUGGAGCAGGUGGACAACCUGCGCUACACGUGGCAGCGGCUGCAGGCGCGCGCGCUCGACGUGAACGUGCAGCUGCUGGCGAUGCAGCCGCACUUGGAGCAGGACCUGCGCCGCAACCUGGACCGCUUCCACCAGGACAACGUGGACUACUGCCACGAGUACCGCACCUCGGGCCCCAUGAUGCCCGGGCUCAGCCCGCGCGAGGCGUCCGACCGCCUCAUCAUGUUCCAGAACCGGUUCGACGGCAUGUGGCGCAAGCUGCAGACGUACCAGAGCGGCGAGGAGCUGUUCGGGCUGCCCACCACCGACUACCCGGAGCUCGGCCAGAUCCGCAAGGAGCUCAACCUGCUGCAGAAGCUCUACAAGCUCUACAACGACGUGAUCGACCGCGUGAGCAGCUACUACGACAUCCCGUGGGGGGAGGUGAACAUCGAGGAGAUCAACAACGAGCUGAUGGAGUUCCAGAACCGCUGCCGCAAGCUGCCCAAGGGACUCAAGGAGUGGCCGGCCUUCCACGCACUCAAGCGAACGGUGGACGACUUCAACGACAUGUGCCCUCUGCUUGAGCUGAUGGCCAACAAAGCCAUGAAGCCGCGCCACUGGCAGCGGAUCAUGGAAGUGACGUCGUACAACUUCGAGCUGGAGAGCGAAGGUUUCUGCCUCAAGAACAUUCUAGAGGCGCCGCUCCUUAAAUACAAGGAAGACAUCGAGGACAUAUGCAUCUCGGCGAUGAAGGAGAAAGACAUCGAGGCGAAGCUGCGGCAGGUGACCAAUGAGUGGUCGGUGCACGAGCUGACCUUCAUGACCUUCAACAACCGCGGCGAGCUGCUGCUGCGCGGGGACACCACCGCCGAGACCAUCGGCCAGUUGGAGGACAGCCUCAUGAUCCUGGGCUCGCUGCUGUCCAACAGGUACAACGCUCCCUUCCGCAAGCAGAUCCAGACGUGGGUGCACGACCUGUCCAACACCAACGAGAUCCUGGAGCGCUGGCUGCUGGUGCAGAACCUCUGGGUGUACCUGGAGGCGGUGUUCGUGGGCGGAGACAUCGCCAAGCAGCUGCCGAAGGAGGCCAAGAGGUUCAGCAAGAUCGACAAGUCGUGGCAGAAGAUCAUGCAGCGCGCGCACGAGACGCCAGGAGUGGUGGCGUGCUGCGUGGGCGACGACCUCUUGAAGCAGCUGCUGCCGCAUCUGCAGGAGCAGCUGGAGCUGUGCCAGAAGUCGCUCAGCGGCUACCUGGAGAAGAAGCGCAUGAUGUUCCCGCGCUUCUUCUUCGUGUCCGACCCGGCGCUGCUGGAGAUCCUGGGCCAAGCCUCCGAUUCGCACACCAUCCAGAACCACCUGCUGUCCAUCUUCGACAACAUCCGCUACGUGCGCUUCCACGACGUCGAGUACAACAAGAUGACCGCCAUCAUCUCCUCGGAGGGCGAGUCCAUCCCGCUGGAGCGGGCCGUGCGCGCCGAGGGCAGCGUGGAGACGUGGCUGACGUCGCUGCUGCAGACGGCGCAGAUGUCGCUCCACGGCAUCAUCAGGCAGGCGCACACCACCAUAAACGACCCCAACUUCAACCUGCUCUCCUUCCUGGACAAGAUGCCCGCCCAGGUGGGGCUGCUGGGAAUCCAGAUGAUCUGGACUCGCGACGGCGAGGCGGCGCUGCUGCAGGCACGCGCCGACAAGAAGGUCAUGGGCGAGACCAACAACCGCUUCCUGGAGAUGCUCAACACGCUGAUCGACCAGACCACGAGGGACCUCACCAAGCUGGAGCGCACCAAGUUCGAGACGCUCAUCACCAUCCACGUGCACCAGCGGGACAUCUUCGACAUCCUGUGCCGCCUGAACGUGAGAUCAGCGAACGAUUUUGAGUGGCUGAAGCAGUGUCGCUUCUACUUCAAGGAAGACCUUGACAAAACCUGGAUUGCGAUCACCGAUGUCACAUUCACGUACCAGAACGAAUAUUUGGGUUGCACCGACAGACUUGUAAUAACGCCUUUGACUGACCGGUGCUACAUCACGCUGGCCCAGGCGCUGGAGAUGAGCAUGGGCGGCUCCCCAUGCGGGCCCGCUGGCACAGGCAAGACAGAGACUGUCAAGGACAUGGGCAAGACGCUGGCCAAGUACGUGGUGGUGUUCAACUGCUCCGACCAGAUGGACUACCGAGGCCUGGGCCGCAUAUACAAAGGCCUGGCGCAGUCCGGCUCGUGGGGCUGCUUCGACGAGUUCAACCGCAUCGAGCUGCCGGUGCUGUCCGUGGCGGCGCAGCAGGUGGCCGUCGUGCUGGCGGCGCGCAAGGAGAAGAAGAAGCAGUUCCUCUUCACCGACGGCGACCUCAUCGACAUGUGCCCCGAGUUCGGGAUCUUCAUCACCAUGAACCCCGGCUACGCGGGCCGCAAGGAGCUGCCCGAGAACCUGAAGAUCCAGUUCCGCACGGUCGCCAUGAUGGUACCCGACAGACAGAUCAUCAUCCGCGUCAAGCUGGCCAGCUGCGGCUUCCUCGAGAACAUCACGCUCGCGCGCAAGUUCUACACGCUCUACAAGCUGUGCGAGGAGCAGCUCACCAAGCAGGUGCACUACGACUUCGGUCUCCGCAACAUACUGUCCGUCCUGCGCACGCUGGGCGCCGCCAAGAGGGUCAACACCAAGGACACGGAGAGCACCAUCGUGAUGAGGGUGCUGCGGGACAUGAACCUGUCCAAGCUCAUAGACGAGGACGAGCCGUUGUUCAUCUCGCUGGUGGCCGACCUGUUCCCCAACCAGGUGCUGGAGAAGACCACCUACCCCGAGCUGGAGUCGGCCAUCGCCGGCCAAGUGGAGGAGGCGGGCCUGAUCCUCCAUCCGCCCUGGGUCCUCAAGCUCAUACAGCUGUACGAGACGCAGCGGGUGCGACACGGCAUCAUGGUGCUGGGCCCGGCGGGAGCGGGCAAGACCGCCUGCAUCCACACGCUGAUGGGCGCGCUGACGGCGUGCGGCGACUACCACCGCGAGAUGCGCAUGAACCCCAAGGCCAUCACCGCCUCGCAGAUGUUCGGCCGCCUCGACGUCGCCACCAACGACUGGACCGACGGCAUCUUCUCCGCGCUCUGGAGGAAGACCCUCAAGCUCAAGAAAGGCGAGCACGUGUGGCUGGUGCUGGACGGGCCGGUGGACAGCAUCUGGAUAGAGAACCUCAACUCGGUGCUGGACGACAACAAGACGCUCACUCUGGCCAACGGGGACCGCCUCAACAUGGCGCCCACCUGCAAGAUCAUCUUCGAGCCGCACAACAUCGACAACGCUUCCCCGGCCACCGUCUCCCGCAACGGCAUGGUGUACAUGAGCUCCUCCGGCCUGGACUGGAAGCCGGUGGUGAGCGCGUGGCUCAGGUCGCGGAGUCCUCGCGAGGUGACCGUCUUCCAGCAGCUGUUCGACGACACCUUCGCCGUCAUGUACUCGUGGUGCACGCAGAACCUGAGCCUGGCCAUGGUCGUUCUGCAGUGCAACAUCGUCAGACAGCUGCUGAUCCUGCUGGAAGGCCUGGUGCCGCCGCAGAGCGCCGAGCUGGAGGAAGCGCUGCAGGCGGACGACCAGCCCGACGAGGCGGACCAGGACGAGGAUGGCGAGGGCGAGGGCGACGAGGAGGAGCUGGCAGCGCGCCUCCUGUCCCCGGAGCACCUGCACAAGCUCUACGUGUUCGCCAUGAUCUGGAGCAUGGGCGCCUUCCUGGACCUGGGCGACCGCGCGCGCUUCGACGCCUUCCUGGGCGACAAGCUGGGCGCGCUCGACCUGCCGCCCACGCGCUCCGCCCCGGGCAGCCUCGUGUUCGACUACGUCGUCUCCCAGCGCGGCAGGUGGGAGCACUGGAACACCCUGAUGGGCACCUACAGCUACCCGGAGAACAGCACGCCAGACUACAGCAACAUCCUGGUGCCGGUCAUCGACAGCGUGCGCACCAGCUACCUGGUGCACGCGGUCGCCAAGCAGGAGCGCUCCGUGCUGCUCAUCGGCGAGCAGGGCUCCGCCAAGACCGUCAUGAUGAAGGCCUACAUGAAGAGGUCCAGCCCGGAGGUCUGCCUCAACCGCUCCUUCAACUUCUCGUCGGCCACCACGCCCUACCAGUUCCAGAAGACGAUCGAGAGCUACAUGGAGAAGAGGAUGGGCAACACCUUCGGUCCUCCGGGAGGCAAGAAGAUGGUGGUGUUCAUCGAUGACAUCAACCUGCCGGAGAUCAACGAGUGGGGGGACCAGAUCACCAACGAAAUCGUCCGCCAGACGAUGGACAUGAACGGUUUCUACAGUCUGGAGAAGCCAGGGGAAUUCACAACCAUCGUGGACAUGUUGUUCGUAGCGGCUAUGGGACAGCCAGGAGGCGGACGCAACGACAUCCCCGAGAGGCUGAAGCGCCAGUUCUGCGUCUUCAACUGCACGCUGCCCUCAGACGAGUCCAUCGACAAGAUAUUCCACGUGAUCGGGGAAGGCCACUACAACUCCAAGCGGGGUUUCUCCGCCGAGGUCCGCGCCUUGGUCAAGAAGCUCAUCUCGCUGACGAGGAUUUUGUGGCAAAGAACUCGAGCCCAGCUGCUGCCGACUCCGGCCAAGUUCCACUACGUGUUCAGCCUGAGGGACCUGUCGCGCGUCUGGCAGGGCAUGGUCGGCACCUUGAGCACCGUGGUGGACAGCGAGGCGGUGCUGCUCAUCCUGUGGAAGCACGAGUGCUCCAGGGUCAUCUCGGACAGACUCACGCUAACAUCGGAUAAGGAGUGGUUCGACAAAGAGCUUGAAAACGUCGUUACUGAAGUACUGGGACCAUCGUAUUGGGAAAUGGCGAAACCCAAUCCAGUAUUCGUCGACUUCAUGAGGGACGCCCCGGAGCCCACGGGGGAGGAGGGAGAGGAUGCGGACAUGGAGCUGCCCAAGGUGUACGAGCCCGUGUACGACUACAGCGAGCUCAUGGAGCGCCUCGACAUGUUCCUGUCGCAGUUCAACGAGAUGGUGCGCGGCGCCGGCAUGGACCUGGUCUUCUUCCCGGACGCCAUGCUGCACCUCGUCAAGAUCUCCCGAGUGAUCCGGCACCCUCGAGGCAACGUGAUGCUGGUGGGGGUGGGCGGAUCCGGCAAGCAGUCUCUCACGAAGCUCUCGUCCUUCAUUGCCGGGUACAAGACCUUCCAGAUCACUCUCACCAGGUCUUACAAUGUGGCCAAUUUCCUGGAAGACCUGAAAUUCCUGUACAGAAGUUGCGGAGUUCAAGGAAAAGGAACGACCUUCAUUUUCACCGAUUUGGACAUCAAAGAAGAAGGGUUUUUGGAAUAUCUCAAUAAUAUAUUGUCAUCAGGUGUAAUCUCAAACUUAUUUACGCGAGAUGAACAACAAGAAAUCAUUUCGGAACUAACUCCUGUCAUGAAAAGGGAGAAUCCCAAACGCACGCUAAACAAUGAGUUAGUGAUGGAGUACUUCCUGAACAGAACAUGUCAGAACCUGCAUGUCGUGUUUUGUUUUUCACCGGUGGGCGAGAAGUUCCGCAACCGGGCGAUGCGCUUCCCGGCGCUGGUGUCGGGCUGCACCAUCGACUGGUUCCAGCCGUGGCCGCGCGACGCGCUGGUGCUGGUGGCGCAGCACUUCCUCUCCGACUUCGAGAUCGCGUGCACGCCCAAGGUGAAGGACGACCUGGUGGACGCGCUCGGCUCCAUCCAGGAUGUGGUGGCCGUCACGUCCGCCGAGUACUACCAGCGGUUCCGCCGAGCGACGCACGUCACGCCCAAGUCGUACCUGAACUUCAUCGCCGGCUACAAGAAUAUCUACCAGCACAAGCAGCAGGAGCUGAACGACGGCGCCCAGCGCAUGGACACGGGGCUGGCCAAGCUGGAGGAGGCGUCGUGCUCCGUCGAGAUGCUGAAGAAGGACCUCGCCGUCAUGGAGCAGGAGCUGGCCCAGGCCUCCGAGAGGGCGGAGAAGGUGCUGGUGGAGGUGACGGAGCGCGCGAUGCAGGCGGAGACGGUGAAGAACCAGGUGAUGAAGGUGAAGGAGAAGGCAGAGGCGCUGGUGGAGCUCAUAUCCCAGGAGAAGGCGCGCGCCGAGGAGAAGCUGGCGGCCGCCAAGCCGGCCCUGGAGGAGGCCGAGGCCGCCCUCAACACCAUCAAGCCGGCGCACAUCGCGACGGUUCGCAAGCUGGGACGGCCGCCGCACCUCAUCAUGCGCAUCAUGGACUGCGUCCUGAUCCUGUUCCAGAGGAAGCUGCACCCUGUCAUCGGCGACCCCGCCGCCCCCUGCCCCAAGCCCUCGUGGGCCGAGUCCCUCAAGAUGAUGGCCAGCACCACUUUCCUGCUGCAGCUGCAGAACUACCCCAAGGACAUAAUCAACAACGAGAUGGUGGAACUCCUCAAGCCCUACUUCGAGAUGGAGGACUACCACAUGGACACAGCCAAGAGGGUGUGCGGCGACGUGGCAGGGCUCUUGUCGUGGACCAAGGCCAUGGCUUUCUUCCACAGCGUCAACAAGGAAGUGCUGCCCCUCAAGGCCAACCUGACGAUGCAAGAGGCGCGGCUCACGGUCGCCAUGGACGACCUGGCGAGGGCAGAGCAGCAGCUGGCGGAGCGCGAGAACGCGCUGCAGCAGGUCAAGGAGCAGUACGACGCCGCGGUGGACGAGAAGCAGCGCCUCACGGACGCCGCCAACAUCUGCCUGCGCAAGAUGACGGCCGCCACGACGCUCAUCAACGGCCUGGGUGGCGAGAAGAUCCGCUGGACCCAGCAGAGCAAGGACUUCAAGGAGCAGCUCGGCAGGCUGGUCGGGGACGUGUUGCUGGCGACGGGGUUCCUCUCCUACUGCGGGCCCUACAACCAGGAGUUCCGCGCGGGCCUCGUCAACAGCUGGAUGGACAUCCUGAGGACCCGAGACGUGCCCUUCACGCACAACCUCAACAUCACCAACAUGCUGGUGGACAGCGCCACCGUCUCUGAGUGGACACUUCAAGGUUUGCCGAAUGACGAUCUCUCGGUGCAGAACGCACUGAUCGUCACCAAGUCGAGCUCCUACCCUCUACUCGUCGAUCCACAAACCCAGGGAAAGAUGUGGAUAAAAAACAAAGAGUCGUCGAAUGAAUUGCAGAUCACGUCCCUCAACCACAAGUACUUCCGGACUCACCUGGAGGACAGCUUGUCGCUCGGUCGCCCGCUGCUCAUCGAAGAUGUCGGCGAGGAGCUGGACCCUGUCAUAGACAACGUCCUGGAGAAGAACUUCAUCAAGUCUGGUUCCAUUGAGAAGGUGGUGGUGGGAGACAAGGAGUGCGAUGUGAUGCCGGGCUUCAUGUUGUACAUCACCACGAAGCUGCCGAACCCAGCCUACUCGCCGGAGAUUAGCGCCAAGACGUCGAUCAUCGACUUCACGGUGACCAUGCAAGGCCUUGAGGAUCAGCUUCUCGGGAGGGUGAUCCUGAUGGAGAAGUCAGACCUGGAGGCGGAGAGGGUGGCCUUGUUCGAGUCGGUGAUGCAGAACCAGAGGAGCAUGAAGGAGUUGGAGAGCAACCUGCUCUGUCGCCUCACCUCCUCUCAGGGCUCGCUGGUGGACGACGAGGCGCUCAUCCAGGUGCUGCAGGAGACGAAGCACACCGCCGAGGAGGUCAACCAGAAGCUGAAGGUGGCGGCGCACACGGAGCGCAAGAUCACGGUGGCACGCGAGGAGUUCCGCGCCGUGGCCGCCCGCGGCUCCAUCCUCUACUUCCUCAUCGUCGAGAUGAGCGACGUCAACGACAUGUACCAGAACUCGCUCAAGCAGUUCCUCAACAUCUUCGACAGCUCCAUCACCAAGUCAACGAAGAGUUCCAUCACAGAAGAGAGAAUAGACAUUAUUCUGCGUUAUUUGACGUACGAGGUGUGGAAAUUCACAUUGCGAAGUCUGUACGAAAGGCAUAAAGCUCUGUUCACGCUGAUGUUGGCGAUGAAGAUAGACGUGCACAAAGGCAUCAUCUCGCAUGAAGAAUUCAGUGCGUUCAUAAAAGGUGGGGCUUCCUUGGACCUGAAUGCCGUGCAGCCGAAACCAUUCCGCUGGAUUCUGGACAUCACGUGGCUCAACCUGGUGGAGAUAAACAAGCUGCCUGUUUUCUCGGACAUACUGACGAAGAUCGAGGACAAUGAGCGCGAAUGGCGCGUCUGGUACGAAAAGGAACGGCCGGAAGAGGAAGACAUCCCUUGCGGCUACCAGAAGUCUCUGGACGUGUUCCGAAAACUGCUGCUCAUCCGCUCCUGGAGUCCGGACAGAACACUGUCGCAAGCUCACAAAUACGUCAUUGAGUCCCUGGGGCCGGAGUACGGCGAGACCUGCAUCCUGGACCUGGACGCCACGUGGCAGGAGUCGGAGCCCCGCACCCCGCUCAUCUGCAUCCUGUCCAUCGGCUCCGACCCCUCGCCGCAGAUCACCUCGCUGGCCAAGCAGAAGGAGACACCACUGCGCGCCGUGUCCAUGGGCCAGGGCCAGGAGCUGCACGCGCGCCGCCUCAUCUCGGACUCGAUGGCGGCCGGCGGCUGGGUGCUGCUGCAGAACAUCCACCUGUCGCUGCCGUUCUGCAGCGAGGCCAUGGACGCGCUCGUCGAGACGGAGAACGUGCACGAGACGUUCCGGCUGUGGAUGACGACCGAGGUGCACACGCAGUUCCCCAUCGCCCUGCUUCAGAUGGCAAUCAAAUUUACUAAUGAGCCCCCACAAGGAAUACGAGCCAGUCUGAAGAGAACGUACCAAAACAUAACUCAGGACACGCUGGACUACUCCACGCAGCCGCAGUGGCCGCCGCUGCUGUACGCCGUCGCCUUCCUCCACACGGUGGUGCAGGAGCGCCGCAAGUUCGGGCCGCUCGGCUGGAACGUGCCGUACGAGUUCAACCAGGCAGACUUCGCGGCCAGCGUGCAGUUCAUCCAGAACCACCUGGACGACAUGGACCCCAAGAAGGGCAUCUCCUGGCCGACCGUGUGCUACAUGCUGGGCGAGGUUCAGUACGGCGGCCGCGUCACGGACGACUUCGACAAGCGCCUGCUGACCACCUUCACGCAGGUGUGGUUCUGCGACGUGCUGCUGCGGCCCGGCUUCGAGUUCUACCGCAGCUACCGGGUGCCGACGACGCGCAGCCUGCAGGGCUACGUCGACUACAUCGCCAGCCUGCCGGCCACGGACAGCCCCGAGGUGUUCGGCCUGCACCCCAACGCCGACAUCACGUACCAGAUCAACACCGCCAAGGGGAUACUGGACACCAUCCUCAGCGUGCAGCCCAAGGAGGGCGGAGGGGGCGGGGGAGAGACCAGGGAGAGCGUGGUCUACCAGCUGGCCGACGACAUGUUGGAGAAGCUACCGCCACGCUACAACAGCUUCGAGGUGCGGGACGCGCUGCAGCGGAUGGGGGCGCUGCUGCCCAUGAACAUCUUCCUGCGGCAGGAGAUAGACCGCAUCCAGCGCGUCAUCUGCGAGGUGCACUCGACGCUGUGCGACCUGAAGCUGGCCAUCGACGGCACCAUCGUGAUGAGCCAGGGGCUGCGGAACGCGCUCGACGCCAUGUACGACGCUCGCAUCCCUGACCGCUGGCAGAAGGUUUCCUGGGAAUCUGCUACUCUGGGAUUUUGGUACACUGAACUUCUGGAACGAGAUUCCCAAUUCAGAAAAUGGUGUAAAAAUGGUCGACCAAACGUAUUUUGGAUGACUGGUUUCUUCAACCCGCAAGGCUUCUUGACAGCAAUGAGACAGGAGGUGACGCGCGCGCACAAGGGCUGGGCCCUGGACUCGGUGGUGCUGCAGAACCUCAUCACACGCCACAACAAGGAGGACCUCACCGACUCCCCGCCGGAGGGCGUCUACGUGCACGGGCUCUUCCUGGAGGGCGCCAGCCUGGACCGCCGCAGCGGCAAGCUCAUCGAGAGCAAGCCCAAGGUGCUGUACGAGCAGAUGCCCGUCAUCUACAUCUACGCCAUCAACACGACGGCCGGCAAGGACCCGCGCCUCUACGAGUGCCCCAUCUACCGCAAGCCGCAGCGCACCGACCAGAAGUACGUGGGCUCCAUCGACUUCGAGACGGACAACAACCCCAGGCACUGGACCCUGAGGGGCGUCGCGCUGCUCUGCGACAUCAAGUAGACAGGCAGCCUCUUGUCACCUCAGGGCUUCAUAUCUUCACGAUGUUUUAUUUAGUCUGAUUGUUGCGAUUGACUACACUGUUUGAAGAUGUGAGCUUCAAUAAGUUCCCAAAGCCAUUUAUAAAUUGUCCACCCCCACAAACACCAUGAUACAAUGAUAGCAUAGCUGUAACCUACUGUAUCAAAAAUGCAGACAUAUGUUAAUAAUUAUUGAGGAUUUGUUACCAAUAUAAUGACAAUUUUGAAAUUGAUCCUCAGAACAAAUGUCAUUUAUGUUGGGAAAGAAAACACAAUGUGAUGAUAAGCGCGAUACUAGUAGUUGUGCUUUUAAAACGAAAACUUGACGAGGCCAAUGAUAGAGGAAGAAUAGCUGUACUGUUGUUUUUCAUUAGUGAACACAUGGCCACUUUUCAUAAUUUUGAGAUGUAGCUACUGAUAACAUUUUCAAACUUUGCCAUAGAAUCUGUAAAUGCUCUGGUGCUUCAAAAUAAACAAAAAUGUUUGUGGGCAACACAACCUGUGUUACCUACUCCAGAUUCUAGAUGAAUUAGCUUUUAAAAUAUCAAAAGUGAGCUACUCCUGUUCACAAUAGCUUCCUCCGGUUGCCUGAUUGAAAGCAGCCACCAUUACUUCUGUAGAAACGCCUACAUAGGAACUUAACUGGCUAAUACACUCUUCUUCACAAAGAAGCAACCUCCCCCAUCCUUCGAUACAUAAUAAUGUAUGUAGGCUAAUGCAUUGUGAAUAACAUGGGGUUUUAAUUUAGUGGAAAGAGAGGGGAAGGCAUCAUGGUUAUUACAAGCAUAUCAUUCUUCGAUGUUUAUAAUGCCAACAAGGAUUGUAAUGCAUUCCUUUCUUAAAUUACCAUUUGUAUGUUAUGUUGCUUUUUAGAGAGGUGUUAUUAAAUAAAUAUCCAUUUACUACUAAA